AUGGCAACGAAGCAGCAGCAAGCGGCAGUAGUGAAGGUAGGGUUGGGGUUGAUGGCAAUGUGUAUAGCAGGAUACAUAUUGGGUCCACCACUCUACUGGCACUUGAAAGAAGGAUUAGUUGCUGUCGCUCGAUCUUCUCCAAAUUGCUCUCCUUGCGUCUGUGAUUGCUCUUCUCAACCUCUCCUCUCCAUUCCUCAAGGAUUGAGCAAUGCAUCCGUCACAGAUUGUGCAAAGCAUGACCCAGAGGUGACCGAAGAUGCUGAGAAGAAUUUUGCAGAGUUACUAAAAGAGGAAUUGCAGCUGCGGGAAGCUGAAGCAGUAGAGAAUCAGCGGCGAGCUGAUAUAUCUCUGCUUGAGGCUAAGAAGAUGGCAUCCCAGUAUCAAAAGGAAGCUGACAAAUGCAAUUCAGGGAUGGAAACCUGUGAAGAAGCAAGGGAGAAAGCUGAAGCUGCAUUGGUAGGACAAAGGAAAUUAACAGCAAUGUGGGAGCUGAGGGCACGUCAGAAAGGAUGGAAAGAUGGGGUUGCCAAGUCCCAUGCCCAAUCUCAGGGAAAUGUCCAGUCCAUGUAA
Molecule: messenger RNA, 570 nt
Organism: Dovyalis caffra
Lineage: Eukaryota; Viridiplantae; Streptophyta; Magnoliopsida; Malpighiales; Salicaceae
Source: the annotation of a GenBank genome assembly